UGUCUCGCACGGCGCAAUACGAUUAACAUGUCACGGUGCGCGCAGCAGCGGCCGGGGCGCGCCAGCCGUACACCGCCGGUCGCGUCGGGCCCAGCUUAGUCUCCACCUCGGUUUGCAGCGCGAGCGAUGUCCCGCUGGCGACGGCGAUAAUCGAGAGGAUGCUGCGCGUCGAGUUACUGUAUUAAUAUAAAUUGACAGAAGUAUGUACAUCGCAGAAGACCAGUUGAGAGAUGAUACGCGAACCGUAGAUACAAAACGUUUGCUCGAUUCUGCAAUUGAAAGAGACAAAAGUAUUAUAUUAAAAUCGCCUUCUCCCAUUUACAACAGAUUUAACCAGAAUUGGCGGUUAGGUGGGAAUUUGGAACCUGAAAUGAGACAUUACUGGGCUGCGUCCUUUUGGCUACCAGUCGGAUCUAUUUUUAUUCUCGCAGUGGUUGUUUUGCUAAUGGUACUGUUCAAACGAUGUCCUCACACGGUAGCCGUGAUUGUUACUGCAUUUCUUACCAUCAUCAUCAUACUGACAACUAUGUUAUCGCUCAAUCACGAUCCAGUUUAUAUGUAAUGCAUUUAUACCAAAUAAUUGUACGUAUAUUGACUGUUAUAUUAUUUUAAUUAAGUCUUUCUUCCAUAUGUACAUUCAACGGGGAGGCCCAAACUAAUAUAUACAAAAAUUUUUGUAACAAUUGUACACAUUGAAUAAAUGAAUAUGUUACUUAC
Molecule: messenger RNA, 717 nt
Organism: Vollenhovia emeryi
Lineage: Eukaryota; Metazoa; Arthropoda; Insecta; Hymenoptera; Formicidae
Exons: 4
Coding region: 203-562 (119 amino acids)
Source: RefSeq, a predicted model, not a curated record